Messenger RNA from Lotus japonicus, 1178 nucleotides. RefSeq lists its product as uncharacterized. NCBI's taxonomy places the organism in Eukaryota, Viridiplantae, Streptophyta, Magnoliopsida, Fabales, Fabaceae. The transcript has a single exon. The coding region runs from base 94 to 963 and encodes 289 amino acids. The record is from RefSeq and is a predicted model, not a curated record.
GACCAAAUUCAAAAUUGACCAUUUAGCUGUGAGUACCAAAACGAAAGAGGAAGAAGCCAUGGCGGCAUAACAUCAACACAACCUCAACAACAAAUGGCAUCGGUGGCAACCCAUUUCUCAGGUUUUCUCCUCUUCUUCCCCGUUGGCGUUCGUCGCUUACUCUCUUCAUCCUCUCUCUACCUCCAAAACCCAACCCACUUCCGAUCCAAACUCUGGUAUUUCGCUGACCCACGCUGGAAGAAUCUUGAUCUCUACAUUCUUCUCAUAGCAUUGCCAAUCGCUUCAUUCUCAGAGCUUUUCUUCUUCCUUUCCUUUUCUGGCCACCCCACUUACAGAUUCUCAUUCUUCCAGCAAUCUCUCUCGGUUUUGGCCUUCUGGGCACUCAUCAUAUUGAUCAUUGUCUAUGAAUACGUGGGGUCUUCUUUUAUGAAUGAAAGUUUUGUUUUUGUUUUCGGUGGAAUUGUUUUUUUGGUGGAGUACUCUGUGAUGGGUAAAGGAAGUUCAGGUCUUUCUGGCAUUGUGUAUGGAUUGUUGGGUGGAUUGACUCUUGCUUGUGCUGCUUCUUGCUUUUACUUGUCAGUUAAGCCUGGUGCUUUUUUUGCUGAGUUUUUGUUGUCUUCUGGUUUGGUUUUCAAGGGCACUUGGUUGCUGCAAACUGGUCUUUCAUUGUAUACUGAUGCAUUUGGAUUGAAAGGGUGUCAAAAGAUUUCACUUUUGCCCCCUCAGCAGGAGACUGUUGAUAUGCAUUGUGAUCUUGAUGAGGAUAGUUUUAGAGGUGUUGCUAUGAUGCAGUUUUUGUUCACAGUGCAUGCUUUUGUGGUUCUGGUUUUGGCUAUUGGAAUGUUUGGGGUGUUGGCGAGUAACCGGAAUUUGAGAUGUGGGGAGUCAAAGGGGCCAUUGCUAGCUGAGCUUGAAUCGGGGAGUUUGCGGAUGCGUCCUCUUCCAGAGCUGGAGAUGGAGUGAAAUAUGAAUGGUUUUUUGGUAGAAAUAGAAUCAAAGAAGGAAAGUCUGCAAUGUGAAUCAUUAGUGUGGUUGUUUAACCUGCCAGGUAGGCAGUGCUUACCAACCUUUCUUUAGUUUGUUGUUGAACUGACUUUGUAGCAAUGUUUCAUGUCAAGAUAUUUUGAACAUUAUAUGUUUACAAUCAAUGGAAAUUAUAGGCGUUGCAUUUGGAAUAA